AUGAUUGGACAUAAUAACCCGCCGAUAGCCACACAUAACACACAAUCACUGCUAGCCAAUCACACUGCAUUUGUCAGUUGGAAACAAGCGCAGUUAGACAACACCUUGGUUAUAUCGGGGCAUAGAACUAACAUUAUUGUCGGCGUGACUCUGGAAUUUAUUGCGGGAGUAUUUGAAAUAAUACGAUGGAAUUGGGUGUGGAGUCUAUUCAUUCGGGCGCACAAAAAGGACCUCGAGUUCAGUGAUCUCUACCGCUGCCCAAAAUCAGAUGAGACACAUCGAGUCCGACAAAAGCUGCAAAUCAAAUGGGAUAAACAAUUGAAAAGUAAAGGAAAGCCAUCGCUAUUUUGGGCACUUUUCGCAUCUUAUGGACCCGAACUUAUUGUUCUCUACAUACCCGAAGUUAUCAGGGAAUUGGGACUUAACUUGUUAGUACCGUAUUGUAUUGUUUAUCUGGUGAGAUAUUUCAACAAUGACCCCAACACUAGCCAGUGGUGGGCCACGUGGGCAGCCUCCAUGCGUUUAAGUCACUCAUCACUCGGACAGACAACUGUUGGCCAGAUAUUGAACAUUAUGUCCAACGAUGUCAACAGAUUUGAUGAG
This is a messenger RNA of Medioppia subpectinata, 603 nucleotides long. The record is from the annotation of a GenBank genome assembly. Lineage: Eukaryota; Metazoa; Arthropoda; Arachnida; Sarcoptiformes; Oppiidae.